GCACACACGAGGUAGAAUCAAGUGCCCCCUCCUCCAUCUGUAUUGCCGUGUGUGUAGGUAGGGCUAGCGCUCGUAGGUUGCGGCUCCGGAGCCCCCCUCCCCUCUCUACCUGAUGCCUCUUGACCUUCCCUCCAGCCCGCAGGGAUUUUAGUGAUAAAGAGAGCGCUCCCCCCCGGAAGCAUCCAGAUUUCACUCCAAUUCCUCAGCAUUGAGGCCGUCUCGCUUGCUCCUCCAGGCAUCGUUAUACGCUACCUUCCCCUCACUGCUCACUGGUCGUCGGCCCGUCGCUCUCUUUGAAUUCAGGAGGACAUACUUUGACUCCAUCUGGAUAAUUUCCGCGAUUGCUCCGGCUCUAAAAAUUUCUGGGCCUCGGCAUACGUUGAAGGAAUAAUACAAACUGUUUGUCUGCCUUUUAGCUGCUUGAACGGCAGCUUCGAUAGCCGAGAUGGAAAACCUCAGUGCAACCGCGCGCGUCUUGGGGUCCACUGCUCCCGGAGGCAGUCUGUUUGAUAUCACCGCUAUUCCAGGGUUUGAUGUGGUACAGAAGCUUUUCCUCAAGCUCGGGAUGGAUACAAGUUUGUUAGGCAAGUUUACCUUUCACUUUAUUCCCAGGUCUUUGACGAUUUCAUUUCUUCACGUUCCCUCCAUAUCACUGGGCUAUCGUUCGGUGUGGCUUUUGGCUCUAUGAUACCUUUUUUUCCCGGGGAUCCUCACCCUUGGGUAGCUGUGCGGAGUUCCCCGCUGCCUGAACUCGUGUGGUUGGAGUGAGGUCCACUGCUACACUCGCUGGUUGGCCAAAGCUUUACCUACUUGUAGCCUUUAGCUGCUUACUCAGGGGAUUGAGGCUGUGGAGCCGUUCCCACGCUUGCCUCUGCCCCCCCAAUGGUUGGCUGGCUUUGUGUCUUAGUUGCUCUGAUUGUCUCACACCGUAUUUCUUUCUCGUUUUUGAUAAUCUUAUUUCUAAUUUGUCUCUUACCCGCUACAGUCACUCUGGGAAUGUCACUCACCCUCCUGACGUCUCUUUUUUCCUUUUUUACGUACUCCAUCUCUUCCCUGACGACCCUCACCCGUUUCAUAUCAGCCAACCUGGUUUCUUCGGCAACCAUCCACUCAUCAGAUGUAACCUAUCUGUAUGUCAUGCGUUGGCUGGCAGUCAAUCGUAUUUCUACAGAUUGCCGGCUUUUCUGUGUCACUAGUAGGAAGAACCCCAUGAGCCACGCUGUUCGAAGGUACAGCUCGUACGGUCCGUUUGGGGACGGCGCGAGCAGAAAUGAGGACGACGACGACGAGGAAGUUGAUGGUGGUGACGAAGGCGGUGGAAGUGCGGAAGAGGAUAGACUGGGCCCAAAGCUCAAGUAUACACCUGCUCCCGGUACGUGAAAUGAUCUUCUUUACUUUUCCUACAAGCGUUAUUUCCCACCCCUCUCCUGGAAAUGCUGUCAGCCCGACCAAGGCGUUGUGCACACUAUUCGCUUGGAUUAGUGAUGCGACUUGGGCAAACAAUUCCCCUCUAGUGCAGAUCAUAUGCUCAAAUCAUGUUACUUCUCCUUUCCACCUUUCUUUUCCAUUCCUAGCUGGGGCGUUUUCCUACUCGUCGCGGGCAAGAAGUAUCCGAACACAGGGGUUAGAAAAAUAUAUUGCCAAUAAUCCGUGCGUAUCUGUGCAGGCAAGCAAAAUUAUGCCCUCAAUGUUAGGGUGCUUCUUGCCCAGGACGAGUACUAUUGUAGCGUUGGUGCCGUAACCGGGGUUCCGGAGAGAUGUCAUGAGACGAUUGCGGUCUUAGUCUACUCUGCACUACAUUUCUUCUCCCCCUGUUCUCCCCACCUGGCGACCCCCAUCCCCUCCCUUCCGCUCAGCUGAGUUAUCUAUCAGAAAAUGCUGCUAUGUACAAGUACUGCCAUCAAGAGCAUGGAUGGUCAAUUUGGCCCCGGCAAUGCUAUGUGGGGCCGAUGUUGUAUUUGUUUUCUUUCUGCCUGAACUCGGUUUAUCUCUGGAAAGAAAAAAAAGAAAAAAAAAACGGAUUAAUAUUUUGCUAACGGAAUGUCUAUAGGGUUUCUCCACUUCUGGUACAAGAGAAAUUUAAUCAUCAUUAAUCGUAAAUUGGAUCUGUCGUACUACACGGGCGAUAUUCCAGAUGAAACCAUGGUAAGUAAUUAUCAUCCCGCGCUUUCGUAUUCUCUUGUUCAGCUCAUUAAUAUGUUUGACAGGUGUUGACCACCAUCGGUCGUUCGCCAACCCUCCUUCGCGAGCUUCUCGCGGAAGCGCGGAAGGAGUACCUCCAGGCACAGUCAAGGAAGACCAUGGUAUAUACACUUUCGCCUACCCCGUUCGCUCAGAAGAACUGGGACCAAGGCCGCCAUCGACCCUCCCGGGAUAUCUCUACUGUCAUCAUGCCUCAGGGCUCUAAAUCUCAUCUCCUUCGCGAUGUUAAAGAGUAUUUGAACCCGGUAACUGCUCGCUGGUAUGCUCAACGCGGUUUGCCGUACCGCCGUGGGUAUUUGUUCUAUGGGCCUCCUGGUACUGGGAAAACAAGUUUGAGCCUCGCUCUUGCUGGGGAACUCAAAGUUCCCCUUUAUAUCUUGAGUUUGUCUACCGGAAGUCUUACGGAUGAGACACUUACCAUGCUCUUCGUUGGCCUACCGCGGAAAUGCAUUGUUCUUUUGGAGGACAUUGACUGUGCUGGUGUGCAACGCACUAGCAGACAGGACCUAGCCGAGGAUUCCGAUUGGGACCCCUCGGAGGACGAGGAGGCUAACUCUGAUGACGAGUCACGAACCUCGAAGAGCAAGGCAAAGGACGGAAAGGACAAGAAAUCUAAUAGAUCUGGAGGCGACAAUUCCCUUCCACCGGCUCCCUCAAGGCAACCAAGAAUGUCUGUUAGUUUUUCAGGGCUCUUGAACGCAAUUGAUGGUGUUGCAAGUCACGAAGGGAGGAUUUUGAUCAUGACUACCAACCACAGAGAGCGGCUUGACCCAGCCCUCAUUCGCCCAGGCAGAGUCGACAUGCAAAUUGAAUUUGGCUACGCUUGCAAGGCUACAUUAGCAGAGAUAUUUAGGGAGCUUUACUCUAGCGUUGAUGGGAUCGAUUCGGCAACUGUUGAAGAGGAGGAGGAAGUCUUUGGCGGGGAGGACGAGCCAUUGCUGUCGCCAACAGAGGAGGGCAGUGGGGCAAGAGAGGAACAGUACAGGUCGACCAUUCACCAGCUUUCUGAGAAAUUCGCGGAGAUGAUACCGGAAAACAAGUUCACCCCAGCGGAGAUCCAAGGGUUUCUUAUGUCCUACAAGCGAGCGCCUAGAUUUGCUUUGGAACAGCUCCCUGCGUGGCUGGAUGGUAAGAUUGCCGCAACGACUGAUUCCAAGGGCGGUUGUGGGUCUAGAGCCAAAGGUGAUAGGAAAAAGGUCGCAAAGAAUGUUGCUAAAGCCAAUGAGGUCGAGGGGAAUGGGCCACUCUCUGUUACCGUCAAUAGCGUCCCAUCUGUUGCUCCACCCAGACACAUGGGGUUCCAGGGCAUGGUCUCAGAAGGCAGCGGCUUGCAGACAGACAAACAGAAUUUGGAUAUCGAGAUGGUGUUAAAGACAUUCUUUGCACAAAUACUAAGGGCUGCUGCAAAGCUGAAUAUCGGUGACGGAAACGAGAUCGCGAAAACAAGUAUCACCAACCCUGCAGCUGCCGAGAAGCCCCAAUCUAGCGACGCCACAGGGGAUACCGCCAAGUCCCCUCCAAUACCCGAGGGCAAAAAGGAUGGAUCGAAAUCGAAAGGGCUCGUAAAUGGUAUGGCCAAUGAUGUGGUGAACGGCCCAGUGAAUGGGGUGACGGAUAGUGUGGAUGGUGUGGGUAAUGGGGAGAUAUCGAGGGUGGAGUAGCACAGUUUCGAUCUUUCAUGAACUAUGGCGCAGUUAUAACCAAACUUAGUAUAAUUUCCUGGGAUUACGGGCGGCGUCUGGGUUUUUUUAUUUGUUUCUUUCACCAAAAACAAAUAAACAAACAAACAAGAGUCUGUGGGACGAGGCUCUUGGUCAUUAUCGUUCUAUAUCGAGGCCACACUUAAGAACUGAGUUGGCUAAAGCCAUUCGCACAUUUGUUCUUGUUUCACAUCCCUCCAUAUGGGAUUCUCGGACUUAAUUUUAGCUUGUGGCUCGCUACCCGAGUACCUAGUUUCUUUCGACUAGUUCUUGUGUAUAGAAAAAAAUGGUUUAUGUCCUUUCUCAUGUCUCCUUUCUUCCUCGUUUCUUCUUGCUCUACAACUUUCACUACCUCUAGCAUAAACCUCGGCGGUAACUGCAUCUAGAUUUAGGGUAGAUAACGAACCCCUAAUCCCAAGCAUGAUAAACCUGUUCUAUCGUAGUCCCGAGAACUUUACGUAAUAUUUGCUCAAGCGAGGCAUGGGUGAAAGUAAAUAUGCCCGGUACUUGUAUCGCGGC
Tuber aestivum (summer truffle) is the source of this 4421-nucleotide messenger RNA. The record is from the annotation of a GenBank genome assembly. Lineage: Eukaryota; Fungi; Ascomycota; Pezizomycetes; Pezizales; Tuberaceae.